Molecule: messenger RNA, 2072 nt
Organism: Colletes gigas
Lineage: Eukaryota; Metazoa; Arthropoda; Insecta; Hymenoptera; Colletidae
Gene: Cchl
Product: holocytochrome c-type synthase
Exons: 4
Coding region: 301-1119 (272 amino acids)
Biological process (GO): cytochrome c-heme linkage
Cellular component (GO): mitochondrion
Molecular function (GO): holocytochrome-c synthase activity
Source: RefSeq, a predicted model, not a curated record
UGGACCUGAAUGGACCUUUAUGUAUAUUACUAAACUAUCUAUAUAGCCUCAUGCUGAGAAGAAUUCGGAAUUGAGGUGUUCCAAUUCUUCAAAAUGCAUUACAUUUAAUUUGUGACGUAUUUUCAUCAUUUGUGAUUAUUGAAAUGCAUUGAUACACAUCGUAACGAUAUUUAAAAUAUAUUGAUAAACAAAUAGAAUCUUCUAAACAACGAAAUAACUUAUAGAUUAAUUGCGUUCUUUUAAAUGAAAAGAAGAAUAUAAUAGUGAACGUAUAUUAUAGAAAUUACAAGGACAAACGCAAUGGGCAAUGUACUAACUUCUGCAGUGUCAGCAGCUGAUGUAAUUAUAACAGUACCUCAGCAAGAGAUUUCAAAAUCUAUAUACCACCAUGGUACAAAUAAAUUUGAAGGAGAACCUCCGCCUGAGUGUCCUAUGCACAAACCAGCUAAAAAAGAAUCUCCUAAAUAUACUAGCGAAUGUCCAGUAGAUCACACGCGUGAAGAUGAAAUUAAUCCCCUCAACAUGAUGCCUGCUGCCAAUCAACAACCAGCACCAGAUCAGCCUUUCCCAUUGCCCACCGCCAGACAAGUCUCGUCAAUACCAAAAGCAACAGAAAACAAGGAAUUUUGGGUAUAUCCCUCUCAACAAAUGUUUUGGAAUGCAAUGUUAAGGAAAGGCUGGCGUUGGAAAAACGAUGAUAUUUCACCAAAGGACAUGGACGAUAUAAUAAAAAUUCAUAAUGCCAACAAUGAGCAAGCAUGGCGAGAAGUUCUUAAGUGGGAAGCACUUCAUGCUAGAGAAUGUGAUUCUCCAAAGCUCCGCAGCUUUGGAGGUAAAGCUUCUCAUUAUUCACCACGCGCACGCAUUCGAUAUUGGAUGGGGUAUGAAUUGCCAUUUGAUCGUCACGAUUGGAUUGUAGACAGAUGCGGGAAAAACGUAAGAUACGUUAUAGAUUAUUAUGAUGGUGGUCAGGUAGAUGAAAAGUACACAUUUGCCUUACUUGAUGUAAGACCUGCUAUGGACUCUUUAGAAAAUAUUUGGGAUCGUAUGAGAGUAGCGUGGUUGCGCUGGAAAUAUUGUAAUGAAUCAGAGAAAUCUGAGUGCAACAAAACGCAAUGAAAAGAGAAAUUAGAAAUUAGAUAGAAUUAAAAAAUAUUAGCUUCCUCAUUAGAUGCUCAUCUUAUAAAUUUGAGGACAUUGGAUGGGACAAUUUCUGUCAAAGAAUGUACAGUUUUUAAAAGACAGAGGAAAAAUUGUAAUUGUAGUAAAACCAAAGAGAUUUAUUCAUAUUUAAACAAAAUAUAUGCAUUCAAUUGCUUACGAUAUUUUUGAGUACUUAUACAACAAAAAAUAUAUUCAGCCUUGGAAGAAAAAUUGACUGCCAACAGCAAUAUUAUCUUAUAAACAAUUUCAAAAAUCCUUCGAAAAUACGUUAAUAAAUAUAACGUACUGCAUAUAACAAAUUACAAUAUCAACUUUUCUAAGAACAGUAUUAAAGUGAUAAUAGAUUCACCUCUUUUUACGUUGCUUCUAAUACAACUGCACUUCAAUUUGAUCUCAAAAAAUGAUGCAAUUUAUCAAACCGACACGUAUAUUAUUUGUAACAUAUUGCAAUUAUAAUGUUCGUGAUGAAGUAGUUAAAAAUAUUGUAUUUUUAAAAACCGUUGCUUUAAACAUUGAUAAAACAAUUAAUCAGAGUUAAAUAAAAAAUUUCUCACGAAUGUGUCCAAAACAUACGUAUAUGAAUACAUGUUUAAUAAGAUCACUGUAAAAGUCGUCCGAGCUUGGAGAAAUGAAUAGUAAAAAUUGAAUUAACAUCUAUAACGAAAUUUGGGAAUUUAAAGACUUUAUAUUGUGUGAAAUUAUAUUCAUCUAAAAGUGCAAACAAAAUUGUAACAAUUCAUUUUUAAUAUAACAAUGAAACUCACUAGAAUCACAUGAGGACUUAGUUUGAUUAAAAGAUUGAUAUAUAAAAUUUGUAAGUUCCUUCUUUAAAAUUUGGGCACUGUAAAUAAUAUUUAUAAAAUGAAUUAUAAAACACUCUGUAUUAAACGAUACCCAUUAAACCAUUA